UUCAGUCAGACUGUACCUUCCAGAGUAUAAAGUGAAUACAAUUGGUGGGUUGGUAGGACCUUAGCGAGAUGUCCACCUAUUGACUUCUGGAAUACCACAGACUGUGGCCAUUCAUUUGAGGUUAACCUCAAAGUCGAGAAUUCUUUUUUAAUUUUUUGUUCCCAAGCAAUUUAAUGCAAUAGUUUAAGAGACACUCUUCAAGGAAUAAGACUACUAAAAGAUUCAUGGACAGGGUUAAUCAUUUUCACAAGUUGUCAAAAGGUGUAACUCUGGUGGUGUAAGGCUCUGCUGCCUAUUGAUUUUCAGGGAUUAUAUCCACACUCAGAAGUUAAUACUUAUAGCACACUUUUUAUGUGCCUCGUACUUCUUGUAAACAUGUAAAACAGUGAGGGAUAUUAUAUUGCGAUGGUACAUGGAAGCAUACUUACUCUUAACAGUUGGAUGACGAAAGCUGUGUCAUACAUUGGGAAAACACCUUCUUAUCUUGUUAAAGCAGCUACUAAGCCCUCCUAACCCUGUUCUUGCUGAGUAAUUAUUGAUGGUCUUUAAACACUCAUAAUAUAUUUGUCUUAGAUGAUAAACAGCUAUAGAAGCAAGUGCUAUUCGGAGAGAUUGUUGGAGGAGAUAUUCUGCUUUACCCUUCUAAAAAAGAGUGAAAAAUUAACCUGCAAGUCAAAGCGAAUGCCAAUAUCAACACCGGAAAGUAGGAGGUGUCCUGACAUUUCUACUGAUAGGCAGAUUUCCUUUGGAAUAUAUGAAAACUUUACUUACAAAUGCUAAAAAUUGAUAAGAUAUAUAAAAGAUGUGAGGCAUGGUUAGCUUAUGAUGGAGAAAAGGGACGGAGAUAAAUCAUUAUAAAUUAUAGUCAGGAACUGUUUUGGCUGAUCCUAGCUGCCACCUGUCCUAAUCAAAUCCUGGCUCUCUUGAGAAAUUGUCACUUCCUACUUUUGAGAGGCAGUGUGUGUUUUUUGCAGCGGAGAACUUUCUCACUCAGAGGAAACUCGACUUGAUGUGAUAUUUUGAUGUAAUAUGGUGUAAAAUGACCCAAUGUUUGAGGAAUUAAAUGGCAAAAAAAUGACUUGACUUAAAAGAGUGAUGUGCCAUUUAAUAGAAUUAUUUGCUAUGUUCUGCAUGUAAGAAGAUGCUUUUAUGUGCUGGAACGUGAAAUUAUAUUUUUUUCACCAAAGUUGAUGUGUGAUUGUUUUCGGAAAUCAUUAUCAAUGUUAGAAUUACAUCAAAUAAUUUUUCUUUUGUGGAUGUUAUACAUACUUAGAAAUGUUGAAUAUGCAGAAUGUGAUCCCGGGUACAGGACACGAAAAAAUUCAUCUUCCCAUAAAUAUGCCUUCGAAAUUCCAGUUCACAAACUUGGUUUGACGGAACUAUUUGAUGAUGAAGGCAAUGGAAAGGCACUGUUGAACCUGGACUUUGCUAUGAAAAACAUCACCAAGUACAAGGGAGAAAAUGUUCGUAUUCGCUGUGAAAUUUCUGGAAAUCCUCUGCCACGCUACAAGUGGUACAAAGAUGAUGUACUUAUUGGAGAAAAUGAGGACCGCAUCAACAGUAAACUUACUCCCUGGGGAGCAAGGUUGAAGAUAGCCAAUGCUGAUGUAUUUGACAGUGGAUGGUAUAUGUGUAAGGCCUCAAACAAUGCAGGAGAGGUCAACACAACAGGAUAUCUAUUGAUUAAAAAUGAGUAUCCUCCUAAAGCCAAGAAUCAUGACAAAGGCCAUGGACUGCCGGACAUAAUUCCUGAUGACACAGACAUCUUUUCUGGGAAAUACAAUAAAGAUGUAUACGAGACGUACCAGGAGAAGGACAAGAAAUCCAAGGAAAGGGGGGAUGGAUUUUGUCAGACAUUUAGGGGAAACACCUGUGCCAAGUUCUUUGGGAAUCAGAGCAUCUAUGUAACAUCUGAAUAUUCACAAGGAAUCAAAGAAAAUAAUUUUAUCAGUGGAUUUACCAUAAUUGCCUCUUCUAGUGAGAUGUCUACCACUUGUCACCAGUACGCUAUACCAUUUCUGUGUUACUAUACAUUCCCACCGUGUGACCACACCUCAGAUGAGCCUCGUCCACGACAGGUGUGUCGGGACGAAUGUGAAGAACUAGAACAAAACAUCUGCAUCAAGGAAUAUAAACUGGGAAUGAUUCAUCCAGAAAUUGGUAAGCAGCUUCUUCCUAUUUGUAAGGACUUGCCUCCUGUAGGAACUCCAGAGGGAAACAACUGUGUUAGGAUAGGAGUACCAUCCCGGACAAAAUCAGUGUGGUAUGGACAAAAUGAAGGCAAUCAAAUCAAUGGUGGAUAUGAUAUCCCAGAACGCAGUUGUUAUACAGGGAAGGGAGAAUACUAUAAAGGGACUCACCACAGAACACUAACGGGGAAAAUGUGUGUCAACUGGCAAAACAAUCCAAAGUUCGCAGACCAUAAAUUGCUGGGGAACCACAACCAAUGCAGAAAUCCUAAUCAUGACCCAAGAGGGCCUUGGUGCUACGUUGACCAUAACUUCAAACACAAUGAAACCUGUGAAAUCCCACGUUGCACCAGUGGAGCUGAGCCUGUCAACAAACUGAUGUACAUUCUGGUGCCAGGAAUAAUCGUUCCAUUGGCCCUCAUCAUCCUAAUCGCUGUUGUUUGUUUGUGUCAGAAAAAGAAUGAAAAGGGUGCUAAUAGCAAGGGCACAAACUCUUCCCAGAAUUCCACUGUGGAAACUGUGCCAUUAACUGGAAAAAAUCCAGGAUGCAGGAUAAGAGAAUUCCCAUUGUCUUCUAUAAGAUUUCUACAAGAACUGGGUGAAGGGGCAUUUGGAAAAGUAUACAAAGGGGAAGUGAUGGGAUUAUAUGGAGAUAGCACUGUGUCCAAAGUUGCCAUUAAAACAUUGAAGGAAAAUGCCACGCCAAAAGUCAAGAAUGACUUCCGAAGGGAAGUGGAUCUGAUGACAGAACUUCGCCAUCCUAACAUUGUGUGUUUGUUGGGAGUUUCAAUGAAGCAGGAACCCAUGUGUAUGUUGUUUGAAUUCAUGCCCUAUGGAGAUUUACAUGAGUAUCUUCUUACUCACUCACCAAAUUCUGACAUGUCUAGUGUGGAUGAUGAAAGUGGAAAGAGGAUCAUUCUGGAAUAUCCUGAAAUGUUGUUCAUUGCAAUUCAAAUUGCAGCAGGAAUGGAGUAUCUUGCAAGUCAUCAUUUUGUGCACAGAGAUCUUGCAGCUAGGAACAUCCUGGUCGGAGAUAAUUUAUCAGUGAAGAUAUCAGACUUUGGUUUAUCCAGAGACAUAUACUCAUCCGACUACUAUCGUGUGCAGAGCAAAUCCUUAUUACCUGUGAGAUGGAUGCCUUUAGAGGCUAUUUUGUAUGGAAAAUUCACCACAGAAAGUGAUAUGUGGUCUUAUGGAGUGGUGCUGUGGGAAAUUUUCAGUUAUGGACUCCAGCCUUACUAUGGCUACACAAACCAAGAAGUGAUAGAUGUAGUAAGAUCUCGCCAAAUCCUACCCAAUCCCGAGGAUUGUCCCCCACGCAUGUAUGGCCUUAUGGUUGAAUGCUGGCAUGAAAACCCAACAAGGAGGCCAACAUUCAGAGAAAUUCAUGCCCGUUUGCGUGCUUGGAAAACUGAAGUCCUCAUGCAGAAUCCUCACUGGAGCUUGAGUCAGACUCACUCCGCUCACAGUGGAAGUACCCACCAGAGCUCACAAAGUGGACCUAGUCACCACAGCAGUACUGGGCCCAGUAAUACAACAGCAUUGACAGGACUGACAGGAAGUAGUGGGGGGUCCGAGACCCCAGCCCAACACCCACAGGUCCAAAUGAUGGACCCUCGUUACACAGACUUACCAAGAGUGCAUUACACCCCAGCUCAAGCUGGGCCCAUCCAACCGCAAAUGAUGCAGUCCCCUGUCCCACCCAAUUACCCAAUGGCACAUCCUCCAAUGGGUAACCAUCAGAAAUUACAACAACAACCCUUGUACCCAGUUGUAGGCCAAAAUGGCCCUCAAAAAAUCUCUCCUGCAGAAUCUGUAGCAUCCAGUCACAAGUCGUCUGCUAGUUCUGGAUCACAAGACUCAACUGCAAACUACAAAUCAGUUGGCCCGGCCACUAUCCCCCACACACAGGUGGGGGGUAUGAAUAGUGUACCCAAUGGGUCAGCUGUGGCCAAUGGACCAUCAGACUGUCAGAGAUUCAAUAACUUGAUGGCACAAAAUGUGUACAUUCCCGACCAGAGGACGGCGGAUUAUCAUGAGUGAAUAGCAGUGCAUUUUGUGGUGUAACCCUUUUUUGUACAUUUAUACUCACUGAAUCAAAAUAUUAUCUGAAGUAUUUUGUUGUGAUGAACAGAAAUAAACAGUUCAAACAAACUGCAGUUUUAAACUGCACCAGCUUCAGCAAAUGCUGAUGCUUUUUCCUUGUGCUUAUAAACAUAUGAACUCCAAGUAUCUAUAAUUAAAAGAUUGCCAACAAAUUUUGUACAAGCAUAGCAUUUGCAAGAUCCAUUGACAUCAUGAGGCAUGUUUGAAAGCCAGACAUUAUAUAUAUGUAAUUUAAUGUCUUUCUUCUAUUGUGUUGUCAGUAUUGUUUGACAUUAUAUAUAAUUUCAGGUGUUUUGUCAAUACUGACUAAACAACUGACAUUUUACGUAAUUUAGUGUCUUUCUAGUAUUUUUGUUUCAGUAUUUUUUUUAAAGGAAAAACAAUGGGUAUUUGUGUUUGUUUGAAUGUUUCUUUAAAGAUAUACCAAAGCAAAUAAUUUUUCUAGUCAAUGCCUUGAGAUUUUGAGGCUCUCUGCAUAAUUGUUCUACUGUAGAAAUUGUUAAGAUGUACUCUAUGUUCAAACAUUUUAAUGUUCUAUUGUACUUGGCAAUUACGUGAAAUAUUGAAGGGUCCAGCAAGAAAGAUUGGUCAAAGUGCCAUGAACAGUUAAAUAUUUUUCUUGCCAUUUAUUAUAUGGAAUGUAAACCAAUAUUUUAUACAAGAAACUUAAAUUUAUAAACUUAAUAAAGUAGACCAACAUGUCUGAUGACUCAGAGCAAAUGAUUCUUCAAAUAAAUUAAACACUGCUUUCAGCCCAAUAUUCCAACUAACAAUGCAUUUUUUACAAUUUAUUUUGUCAUUUUUACUGCAGAAACACUUAAAAUCUCCACUUUCUUGUCAUAAUGUAACAUUUGACAAUAUUUUAAUUCUGAAAUCUGUCAAACAUUGGAGAUAAAUUAGAAUCAAAUUUUUAAAACAUGAGUCCAGGCAACAGAAAUAUCUCUAAAUUUAUACAUUGUUUAUAAUUUAAGGAUCCUCUUUCCAAGUUUCUAUUAAUUUCAGCCUAUUGUAAACUUACAAGCACCAAGCUCCCUGUAUCAGUAGACUUUGUUAAUCUGGUUGCUUAGUUUACAUUCAGAAUGAGUUGCGUAGUUGUUAUAUGACUGAUUUUGAGUGUGGAAGUGAAGUGAGGAAAUGAAAUGAGACAAACAUGACAAAAUUAAGGGUAUUUCUCAAUGGUGCUUAUGUCAAUGUUGUUGUCAUAGUAACCAUAUAUAUUUAAACAUAAAUCACACAAGCUUGUAUUAAGGAAUGACUUGAUUUAAUGUCUGUUGCGACUUAAACAUCUGGAGUCUAGUGUCCGUCCAUAUCUACAAAGGAUUAAAUUGACUAAAAGUUAUUCAUGUAUCCAUGGCUAUUGAUUUUCGUACAAACUUUGUAGUGUGUAGAUUGAUUCUGUUGAAAUCCUACAAAGCCUUGACUAGUUAAAUCCAAAUAUAUUACAGUACUUAAAAUAUCAGUCCUUACAAAAUUUUAUACAUAGUAAAAUUCUUCGAACAAACUGCUGAAUUAAAGAUAAAAAGAUAAUAAUGUAGAGGAAUGUUUAAUUACUUGAGUGUUUGAUAUGAAUUUCAAUGUAAGGUUAAAGCAAAAAUUUAACUGAUUGCCAAAAAAAAAAAUCAUUUUGAAUCCGGCAAGUAUUAUGCUACUAAAGUUAACUUCCAGGAUACAGAUUUCUUGUGGAUCUGUUUCUAAAACUGUACCAUAUUUUUUGUCUUUUCUGAUGUAAAUUCUUUUUUUAUGUGUUGUAAAAUGGGUUUUUUAAAGCAAAUAUUUCAUUUAAAGUUGAAUCUGAACAUAUGAAAAUAUCAUAAUUAAUCACCAGACAAUCAAAGGUAUAUUUACCAAAUGCUAGACUCAACCAUUUUCAUGACUGUGAGGAAUUAUAAAUUUUGUUGUAUGUAUCAUUAGUCUGUGUUUGAAAAAGUGCAACUUAAAAACUUGUAUAAUUCUAUAUUUUGAUAUUUUUUUCAAUGGUGCAUUUUUUUAUUGCUUUUGUAAGCUUCUCAUAGACAAGUAUACCAGAUAGAUGCUACAUCCAUCAUUAUACCUGUAUAUAGGUCAUCCAGAGGUCAGCUAAACUAGGUGCUAAAUGUUAGCUUCUGUGGUUAGAAUAGCUGAAGAUUUCUCUCUGUAACAUUUUUCAAUCAGCCCAAGCUGCCUACCUGCUGGCAUGUUGAAUGAUAAUGUAUGUGAGAUUUAUCAUUUUCACAGCCAAAUAAAAAUGUUUGAUAAUCUCA
Messenger RNA from Saccostrea echinata, 6535 nucleotides. RefSeq names its product inactive tyrosine-protein kinase transmembrane receptor ROR1-like. Gene Ontology annotation, biological process: multicellular organism development; positive regulation of kinase activity; cell surface receptor protein tyrosine kinase signaling pathway. The transcript is spliced from 13 exons. Lineage: Eukaryota; Metazoa; Mollusca; Bivalvia; Ostreida; Ostreidae. Gene Ontology annotation, molecular function: ATP binding; transmembrane receptor protein tyrosine kinase activity; protein binding. The record is from RefSeq and is a predicted model, not a curated record. Bases 1191 to 4232 code for a protein of 1013 amino acids. Gene Ontology annotation, cellular component: membrane; signaling receptor complex.